AUGGAUAUCGCUGCAGAGCUAGGUCAUCUCUCGAUCUUGCAAUGGCUCCAUGUAAACCGUAGCGAAGGGUGCACCACGGAAGCUAUGGACAAUGCGGCCGCAGUGGGGAACCUCGAGAUUGUUAAGUGGCUUCAUCUGAAUCGAGGCGAAGGCUGCACCAAGCAGGCCAUGAAUGAUGCUGCAGCUAAUGGGCACCUUGCAGUGGUCGAGUGGCUUCAUGAACAUCGUGGCGAGGGGUGUGAUAAGUCAGCUGUAAGCAAUGCCGCAGCCAAAGGACAUCUUGCAGUCGUGCGUUUUCUUCUUGAGAAUCGCCGGGAGGGCUCAACGGGGGAUGCUAUGUGCCAGGCAGCAGCAAGUGGCCAUCUCGAAAUGGUGCAGUGGCUGUAUGUGAAUCGCGGUGACAGUCAUGUGGGGGCUGCCUUACGGUGCGCCGCUGAACAUGGACACGCAACGGUCGUUGAAUGGCUGUACUGGAUUUGGCCAAGCUACUCGAACGGAAGUUAA
Molecule: messenger RNA, 504 nt
Organism: Phytophthora infestans T30-4
Lineage: Eukaryota; Oomycota; Peronosporomycetes; Peronosporales; Peronosporaceae
Exons: 2
Coding region: 1-504 (167 amino acids)
Molecular function (GO): protein binding
Source: RefSeq, a predicted model, not a curated record